Molecule: messenger RNA, 1518 nt
Organism: Crotalus tigris (Tiger rattlesnake)
Lineage: Eukaryota; Metazoa; Chordata; Lepidosauria; Squamata; Viperidae
Product: sulfotransferase 1C1-like
Exons: 5
Coding region: 557-859 (100 amino acids)
Biological process (GO): sulfation
Cellular component (GO): cytoplasm
Molecular function (GO): sulfotransferase activity
Source: RefSeq, a predicted model, not a curated record
CCCACACUUCCUCCCUUUAUUCAGCAGUCCCAAGGCGUUGGCCUCUCAUCGCCUUCUCCUUUUACUCUGGAGGCGUCGUAUUGAUUGCUGCUGAUUUUCUCUUGCUAAAUGACGACGUGUGUGAGCAUCAAUUAGCAAGUCCCUCAGGUGUGACUCUUCCGAGUCUGACUCAUUCUCCUCACACAGCUGAGCUUCAUCAGGAACAUGACUGGAGGGCCCAGGCUCUGCAUUAAACCGUGAGUCCUGUAAUUCAUCCCAGCCUCCCUCUGCCCCGAUCGCCCUUCAAAUACCUCCUCCACCUCCUCCUCAGAUUCUUCAGACUCAGCUGUUGCGAACACAGUCUUUACUACUCAGGCGUUUGGGGUCUACAGACCUGGAAGAAAGCCAAACCCCGAGGCAUAUAAAAAGAAGAAUUAUUGGUUGGCCUGAAGGACAGGGACGUUGGAGGAACAGAAUAAUUUUUACCUGCUGUUUAUCUGAGAGAUCUUUGUGCCAUGUCUGAGGCUGGUGGGAGGCCAAGAAGCGUCACCCAAUACUCUAUCUCUUUUACGAAGACAUGAAAGAGGAUCCAAUUCGGGAAAUGCGGAAAAUAGCCCAGUUCCUGGAACUAGAGAUUCAAGAACCAGUUCUGAAUCAGAUUUUGGAGUACACCAAGUUUGAGACCAUGAAAGGAAUCACAAUGGCUAAUUAUGCUACUGUGUCACCCUGUCUCAUGGACCAUACCGUGUCACCCUUCCUCAGAAAAGGCAUUGUUGGUGACUGGAAGGAGCACUUCACAGUGUCUCAAAGUGAGCAGCUGGAAGGCAUCUGUAGUCAGUUGCUGGCAGGCAGUGGUCUGACUUUCCGUACAGAGCUGUAAAAGCAGCUCUAUCUCCUCCAUGCAGCCUUCUCAAUCAAGCUUGCUUAAAUUAUUAAUCUUCCAUGCAUUUAAUAAAAUAAGUCAUGGGUACCACAAAUGAUAAUCCAAGCUUUACUGUGCAUCUCUUUAAAAAAAACUAAUUCUUGUUCAAAAGCAUUUGUCACUGGCAAUUCAAUUUCCUUUUGCUGAAAUUCUCUUAAUGGGUUGCUUGGUCUCUGUCUGUCUCUCUCUCUCUCAUUUCCUGUACUGUAUGCUAAGAAAAGGAUGGUUGUCCAGUUUUUAAUUUAAAAACUUCUAAUUUUUACUUAAAGUUUCUUUUCAAUUGCUUAAAACAGCUGCUAGUAGGAAAAGCAUUUCAAAAGGAAAGUGGGAGGAGAAGAAAAGAAGGUGAAAUAACACUUUAAAAAUGUGGUCACUUUUCUGAGAUAUUUUCCUGAUAUUUCAAUCACACAGGGAAGGGCCAAAUAUGGCUCUCUUUCAUAUAUUUUAUGUUUAUUUUAUUUACCAUUUUUAUUUUAUUUACUAUAUGUUUGACUGUUUUUAGAUUGUUAUGGUGUUUUAGAAGUUGUUAUAUUAUGUGCUACCCAGAAUCAUGGUUUUGUGAAAUGGAAGGCUUGAUAAAUAUGCUAAAUAAAUAAAUAAACAAAUAGGUAAUUACA